Molecule: messenger RNA, 696 nt
Organism: Thyridium curvatum
Lineage: Eukaryota; Fungi; Ascomycota; Sordariomycetes; Thyridiales; Thyridiaceae
Exons: 3
Coding region: 1-696 (231 amino acids)
Biological process (GO): RNA catabolic process
Cellular component (GO): ribonuclease H2 complex
Source: RefSeq, a predicted model, not a curated record
AUGUCGGAACCGUUGUUAGAGAUCAAGGCCACUGGCGCCGACCGAUGCCACAUUACUCCUCAUUUACUUCCUUGUCGCGUCCACCACGAUGGCAGCAUCGAGCCUCUGCAGUCCUUCUGGGCCCCUAAGACGAGCGACGAUGGCAAACAUACUGCAUACUUUCGUGGGCGAAAAUUGGAAGGCCAAGCGGUGAAAGUGCCCCCGGGCUAUCGUGGUGUCGUUGUCGAGAAGAAAGGAUUGGACGACAAACAACACUCCAACUCACACCCGGACGAACCUGAGAUUAUAGAUGUGGACAAGGAUGACGAGCCUCAAAUUGGGACCAUUGCAGAGAAAGCAGACUUCGACGAGCUGAUCAUCUGGAGGCAAGAAGGGGCAGCCGACGAUAGCGGCGACCACUACGCGCGAGGCAUGGAAGAGUGGCUGACGCUUGCGAGCCAGAUUACUGGAACUGAGCCACGAUCACCGUAUGGUGCGCUUCAUCUAGGCGAGGUUCGUAACACUACCUUCACCGGGAGGGAUGGUCCAAAGGCUUCAAGUGCGUCAAACAACCUGCCAGUCGAGGAUUUGCUCCACGCCGCCAUCGAAGAACGGGAUUCGAGAGCAAGUCUCGACUUGAACAUAUCAAAAGACCCCGGGAAUGUCCAAUACCCAGACGGUACAACGUUGCCUGACCAGGGCUCAUUUCCCGGUUGA